AACAAGCGAAAGCGGAACAUGAGAAUGGCCAGUACGCCGACGUCACCUGCACUCGACGACGCUUCCCGAACCCAACGGAACUCGCAGACCGCGACGUCCCAGAGGCUCAAGAAGCGGGAGUACGACCGCAAAGCCCAGCGCGUCGCCCGCGAAAAGAAGAAGAACCGCAUAGCCCAGCUCGAGAGCCUGGUGGAGAAGCUGAGCCACCAAGAUGACAACGCCACGACCGCGUCGCUCAUGGCACAGCUGUCGAGGGUGACCGAGCAGCGGAACAAGCUAGUGACGUGCCUGAGAACGACGUCCUCUGUGUUUAGCGGCCAUGUCAGAGAAGCCGAGACUUGGGACUUGGAUGAGGCGAUGGGAGAGUUGCCGCUUCACCGGCCGGUUGACGUGGUUUCACACCAAGCGUCGAGCCCAAGUCCUUCCGCCACGCUGGGAACCGCGUCAGUCCCUGUACAAGAAAACGAUGCCGAAACCAACAAAAAUCAACAAAGUGUGAAUGACAUGGAAAUUCUGCUUGAUGAGAGUAUCUUCGACAUUGACCAUCUCUUGGACGAUGUCAUGUUUGAGCCAGAAGUUCUAACAAGUACGCCUCCGGUUGUGAUGAACGAGCCACGAUCCCCACCGCCUACACUCGCCUCCUUGACUGAGAAGAGCAGCCUACUUUUGACACAACAACAGGGACAACUGCCAAAGUGCCAAUGUUCGUCGGCAUUGCUUGUCCGUCGGCUGUCAGACGGCUCCCAAGUCAGCUGCAAUAACUGGAAAGCCGGAAACGAAAUCCUCAAGGAGCCAUUCGUCCUCUCCAACGCCGUUCUCAACUUGGAAGACAAGACCAGCGAAGACAUUCCGGUCCACGCCGUGCUCCAUGGCUGGGACAGCCUCGCCCACUCCGGCAAGAUGACCCCCCUGUGGAGGAAGGUUAGACAGCUCGACGAGCUCUGUUUUUCGGCUUGCGGCCAAACCGAACGCCUGGCCGUCUUGUUUAUCAUCCACCUUUUGAUGAGAGCCUACGCCGAUCCGGGUUUGGUGAAAUCGGCAGUAAUACCACAGUGGUAUCUCAAGUCGCCGCUGCAGGAGAUAUCCCACGACCCCUCCGCUGAUUACUUUGCAUGGCCCGCUCUCCGGUACCGCUUCGCCGUCUCACCGCACCAGUACUGCGGCAACAUGUUUUGGCACAUGUUCAAGGAGCACCUGCGCAUCGUCUGGCCCUACGACUUCCGCGACUGUUACGUCCGGAACGUCCAGCUGGGGACGUACGGUCUAUCGUCCCUGUUCAAGGAAACCGUCCACAACCUGCGGUGCUGGACGAUGGAGCCGGACUUCUUCGAUCGGUUCCCCGAGCUACGUCAGGACAUACCGAGGUUCCCCGGGACGCCAUCCCCCGCAGCCGCGUAUCAGUUCCAGUUCGCCUUCAGUCGCAACUCAACGACGUCGCCGGGGAUGGAAAUGUUUCUGACCGGGUGUUUCAUCGACCCGAAGAAAACGGGGAAGAGGGAGGGUGAAGAGAAUCUAGACAAAUCAAUAGCGCGAGAGGCCACCGGGCAGUGCGACUUCUCCGCAAAAACUCAUAUAAGCGGCUUCUUGGUGAGCGAGGUCGGCGCAGACGGCGCCCUGGACUCUGUAAAUUUCUAGACUGCUCGUAUCGGCCAUGUAUGUUCCUUGGCAAUGAUCAACAACGAAGUGGAACAACGGGAAAUUCUUGAUACGAUGAAGGCGCAGCCGAGACAGCCAUCGAAGAUUGUUACUACAAAUUUUCUCACCGUCAAAGAGGCAACCCUGCGUUGAACAUAUCUCAAACGUCGUCACCGUUGGUUGAGAAC
Colletotrichum destructivum is the source of this 1823-nucleotide messenger RNA. RefSeq lists its product as uncharacterized. Lineage: Eukaryota; Fungi; Ascomycota; Sordariomycetes; Glomerellales; Glomerellaceae. The record is from RefSeq and is a predicted model, not a curated record. Bases 19 to 1635 code for a protein of 538 amino acids. The transcript is spliced from 3 exons.